Rhea pennata is the source of this 1109-nucleotide messenger RNA. RefSeq names its product thrombopoietin (gene THPO). Bases 384 to 914 code for a protein of 176 amino acids. Gene Ontology annotation, cellular component: extracellular region. Lineage: Eukaryota; Metazoa; Chordata; Aves; Rheiformes; Rheidae. Gene Ontology annotation, biological process: positive regulation of ERK1 and ERK2 cascade; thrombopoietin-mediated signaling pathway; cell population proliferation. Gene Ontology annotation, molecular function: cytokine activity; hormone activity. The record is from RefSeq and is a predicted model, not a curated record. The transcript is spliced from 6 exons.
UGGCACAGGGGCCAAGGGGUUCUGGGUGCCAGGACGGCGCGUUUGCAUUAUGUCACGUCCGCAGAGACGGGGCCCAGCGGUGUUUGACCCCGGCGCUCGCUGCUCCGGGCUGCUGCCAGCCGAGCCCGUGCCGCGCCGGGCUGCCAGCAUCGGCCCCGGAGCCAUGGGGCCUGCCAGACCCUCACCCAGCUGCCCCUCGAUCUGCAAGGUACCAGGGGCACCUUCUCGCCCAAGGUGGGCAUAGCUGAGCAGCCAGCCGCCCGCUCGCCCGCCUCGGCAGGCACGGCUUGUCAGGCCCCUGGCCCCGCGCUCAGGCCGGCCGCAAAGGGAGCAGGCACAGGCCGGGGGCAGGACUGCUCCUCCUCACAUCUUUCCUCCUGCACAUGAAAACGGGCCGUUGCAGCCCAACACGGCUGGUCUGCGACACCAGACUCAUCCAGAAGUACAUUGGGGAGGCAAAGGACAUGGAGAAGGAAGUGAGCCAGUGCCAGGCGCUGCCUCCACUCAGCUGCCCCAUGGUGCUACCCUUGGUGGACUUCAGCCUCAAGCAGUGGAGAACCAAAACGAACGAGACCAAGCGGCAGGAGAUCCUGUGCGACCUGGCACUGCUGGUGGGCGCUGUGACAGGGGCCCAGAGUCAGGCGACCCAGGAGUGCACAGGCACACAGCUGAGCCAGCUUUACAGACAUGCCAACUCCUUCCUCCUGCUCCUGCAGACCUUCAGCUGGAAGGCAGGACCCCAGGAGCCAGGCUGCUCUCCACGCUCCAUGGAGUGGACAGACAUCUCUGGGAUCUUCCUCACCUACCGGCAGCUGGUGCAGGGAAAGCUGCGCUUCUUCUUCCACGACCUGGCCAAAGACUCAUGCAAACAAGGCCAGGGGGGUGGCAGAGACGCCCCACCUAGAACCUGGUGAGGCUACGCACAGGGCUCACCACUGAUCCAAGGGCAGAGAAAAUCUGGAGGAUGCUGGGACAUAUUCUGGGUGCCCAGGAAGGUGCCCCCUGGGAAAGGGUUGACUCCUUUUCCACAAGCCUUUGGCUACAACACAGCCCCUGGAGGCUGACAGAAAUACCUGUGCACAGGCCCUGCUGUGGGCAGCUCUACUGUG